Molecule: messenger RNA, 972 nt
Organism: Lasiosphaeria miniovina
Lineage: Eukaryota; Fungi; Ascomycota; Sordariomycetes; Sordariales; Lasiosphaeriaceae
Product: HAD-like domain-containing protein
Exons: 2
Coding region: 1-972 (323 amino acids)
Molecular function (GO): phosphatase activity
Source: RefSeq, a predicted model, not a curated record
AUGGCGCCGCGCACCGCCUUCCCCUCUGUUCGCGCCUGCCUCUUUGACAUGGAUGGCCUAUUGCUCGACACCGAAGACCUGUACUCGCUCUGCUGCAACCUCGUUCUGGAGAAGUACCAGAAGCCCAAGCUCCCCUGGAGCAUCAAGGCGAAGCUUCAAGGCCGCCCGGGUCCCGCUGCGAACAAGUUGUUUCACGACUGGGCCCAGCUCCCAAUCACCGAGGAGGAAUACAGCAAGGAGUACUACGCCCUCCAGGCCCAGCACUUUCCCGGCACCCAGCCGCUGCCGGGCAUCGAGAAGCUCCUGAACGACCUGGGCCGAACCCGGUACUGGGAUGCCCAGAACACAAAGCAGCAGCCGGGCGUUCAAACCCAGUCCCCGAAGCAGCGCGUGCAUAUUGCCCUAGCCACCUCGUCGCACGAGUCCAACUUCCGCCUGAAGACGGCGCACCUGGAGGAGCUGUUCAGCGUGUUCGAGACGCAGCGCCGCGUUCUGGGCGACGACAAGCGCAUCCCGCCCGGUCGUGGCAAGCCCCUCCCCGACAUUUACCUGCUCGCGCUGCAGACCAUCAACGAGUCGCUGCCGGCCGGCGAGGCGCCCAUCAAGCCCGAGGAGUGUCUUGUGUUUGAGGACAGCGUGCCGGGGGUCGAGGCCGGCCGACGCGCCGGCAUGCGCGUCAUCUGGUGCCCGCACCCGAUGCUGAAGAAGGAAUACGCGGGCCGCGAGGCCGAGGUGCUUGCCGCGCGCACCGGUGAGGCCGGCCAGGUCGACCUGCACCAGCUGGGCGAGGUUGACGACGGCUGGGCCGAGUAUCUGGCUACGCUGGUCGACUUCCCGUACGACCGCUACGGAAUCACGGUCCCGCCCGUUUCCGUCGACGAGGAGGAGUACAUGAAGGAGACGGCCCGCGUCGAUGACAACGAGGUCAUCCAGGCUGUCGACUACGCUGCGGCCCCGGCACCGGCUGCCUAA